Messenger RNA from Camelina sativa (false flax), 1053 nucleotides. Its product is annotated as transcription factor bHLH36. Gene Ontology annotation, biological process: regulation of transcription by RNA polymerase II. Gene Ontology annotation, cellular component: RNA polymerase II transcription regulator complex. The record is from RefSeq and is a predicted model, not a curated record. NCBI's taxonomy places the organism in Eukaryota, Viridiplantae, Streptophyta, Magnoliopsida, Brassicales, Brassicaceae. Gene Ontology annotation, molecular function: RNA polymerase II transcription regulatory region sequence-specific DNA binding; protein dimerization activity; DNA-binding transcription factor activity, RNA polymerase II-specific.
UUAAUUAUGUCGCUCAAGCAUCAAGACUGCAAUAAUUCUCAACUUUACAACAAAGCCCUGAGCUGUUCUUCUAAAGACUAAGAUCAAACCCCAGAUCACAAAAUCCGCAGAAGAUCAGAUCUCACUGUCUCACCAGAUGAGGAGAAUCUUCUAAAGGAAUUGAUAUACUUAUAUUAUAAUUUAAGAAGACCACAACAGCUUUUACAUGGACGAUUGUCGGGACAAGAGAAGAAGACGGUGUACGAAGCUGACGUGUAGUAAAGAUAACAACAACGACAUGGAGAAGAUGAUGCACAGAGAAACUGAGAGACAAAGGAGACAAGAAAUGGCUACCCUUUAUGCCUCUCUUCGUUCUCUUCUCCCUCUUCACUUCAUCAAGGGUAAGCGUUCGACGUCAGAUCAAGUCAACGAAGCGGUGAACUACAUAAAGUAUCUACAGAGGAAGACCAAUGAGCUGAGUUUGAGGAGAGAUGAGCUUAUGUUACUGUCAAGAGGAAGCUUCUUGGGUUCUAGUAAUGAUAAUUGUAAAGAGGAGAUGGAGAUGAUUAGUAGAAAGAAUCAUGUGGUGGUUCGUCAAUGUUUGGUGGGUGUGGAAAUCGUGUUUAGUAGUGGCUGCCGCAGUGGCCAACCGCGGUUUUCGAGUGUUCUUCAAGUGCUGAGUGAAAAUGGUCUCUACCUUCUAAAUUCCAUCUCUUCUAUUGUUGAUGAUAGGUUGAUCUACACCAUACAAGCCGAGGUCAACGAUAUAACUUUGAUUGACUUAGCAGCACUUGAAAACAGAUUAAUCAGAAUGAAGUAAAUGGCUGUGAGUAGGUUUCCCUUAACUUGUCAAAACAAACGACAUAUGUUAAGUACGUACUUUAUUCGUACUUGUGUUGUUGUGAAUUGUUGUGUUGUCUUCACACAUCUUAUGUAUGUAUUUCUAUUCCAUCUGAAUGUGGUUGGUUUAGUUGUUUAUUGAUUGAAAAAAAAAUCAUAAGCUGAGUUAGUACUUAAUUACUUAUUGUUUACAUGUUAUAAGUCUAUAAAUACAAUUCAGUUUUAUCUGUUGAA